Cololabis saira (Pacific saury) is the source of this 5583-nucleotide messenger RNA. Its product is annotated as NACHT, LRR and PYD domains-containing protein 3-like. The transcript has 7 exons. The record is from RefSeq and is a predicted model, not a curated record. Bases 101 to 3229 code for a protein of 1042 amino acids. Lineage: Eukaryota; Metazoa; Chordata; Actinopteri; Beloniformes; Belonidae. Gene Ontology annotation, molecular function: protein binding.
CCUUCCUCAGACCUCCUGCUCCUCCGCCCUGUUUCUGAGCUGAAGCUGUGGGUGUCGUCGGCUCCAUGAGGAUCACGGUCACUUUUAAAAGGAGGGAAGGAUGUCAACAUUUAAAGUGCUUCUCCUGAGAACUCUGGAGGACUUGGAAGCAGAGGAGUUUACUAACUUCAAAUGGUAUCUGCAGCAGGAGGACAUCCUGGAAGACUUCCCAGCAAUCCCAAAGAGUCGAUUGGAAGAUGCCAAACGUGUGGAAAUUGUUGACCAGUUGGUGCUGUCGUACUGCAUAUACACCAUUAAAGUGGUUAACCUGGUUUUACAGAUGAUUAAUCGAAAUGAUCUGGUGGAGAACCUAUCCAAAAAGGCUUUAGAGCCUGCCGAUAUUCUUGCUGAAUGCCAACAAAAAAUCAAAUCCAAGGUACAAAAAAAGUUUCAAUAUGCAUUUGAGAAAAUGACAAAGGCACGAAAUUCUAGGCUCCUAAAUGAAAUCUUCACUGAGAUCUUCAUCACAAUGGAAGACACUGGAGAGGUUAACAUGGACCACGAGGUGAGGCAGAUAGAAGAAACUUCCAGAAAACCAGAAGAAAACGAUGAGGCAACCAUCAGACAGGAAGAAAUCUUUAAACUCCCACCUGGAAGGGAAGAACCAAUCAGAACAGUGAUGACGAAGGGAGUGGCCGGCAUCGGGAAAACAGUCUUAACGCAGAAGUUCACUCUGGACUGGGCUGAAGGCAGAACCAACCAGGACAUCCAGUUACUGCUUCCUUUCACCUUCAGAGAGCUGAAUGUGCUGAAAGAGAGAAAGUUCAGCUUGGUGGCACUUGUUCAUCACUUCUUCACUGAAACCAAAGAAGCAGGAAUCUCCAGGUUUGAAAAGUUGCAGGUCGUGUUCAUCUUUGACGGUCUGGAUGAGUGUCGACUUCCUCUGGACUUCCACAACAAUGAGGUUGUGACUGAUGUUACAGAGUCAACCUCAGUGGAUGUGCUGCUGACAAACCUCAUCAGGGGGAACCUGCUUCCUUUGGCUCGUCUCUGGAUCACCACACGACCCGCAGCAGCCAAUCAGAUCCCUCCUGAGUGUGUUUCCAUGGUGACAGAAGUCAGAGGCUUCACCGACCCACAGAAGGAGGAAUACUUCAGGAAGAGGUUCACAGAUAAGAAGCAGACCAGCAGGAUCAUCUCCCACAUCAAGACAUCACAGAGCCUCCACAUCAUGUGCCACAUCCCAGUCUUCUGCUGGAUCACUGCUACGGUCCUGGAGAACGUCCUGGAGACCAGAGAGGGAGGGGAGCUGCCCAAGACCCUGACUGAGAUGUACAUCCACUUCCUGGUGGUCCAGGCCAAACUUAAAAAUGUCAAGUAUCACGAGAGAUCUGAGUCCGAUUCACAUUGGAAUCCAGAAAACAAGAAGAUGAUGGAGUCUCUGGGAAAACUGGCUUUUGAGCAGCUGCAGCAGGGACACCUGAUCUUCUAUGAAGAAGACCUGAGUGAGUGUGGCAUCGACAUCAGAGAAGCUUCAGUGUACUCAGGAGUUUUCACCCAGGUCUUUAGAGAGGAGAGCAACCUGUACCAGGACAAGGUGUUUUGCUUCAUCCAUCUGAGUGUUCAGGAGUUUCUGGCUGCUCUUCAUGUCCAUCUGACCUUCAUCAGCUCUGGAGUCAACCUGCUGGAAGAACAAACAACCUCUCAGUCACUUGAAACGGGAGGAAAUGAAGCUGCAGAGAUAAACUUCUAUCAGAGUGCUGUAGACAAGGCCUUAGAGAGUUCAAAUGGACACCUGGACUUGUUCCUCCGCUUCCUCCUGGGUCUUUCACUGCAGACCAACCAGAACCUCCUACGCGGUCUGCUGACAAAACAGAGAAUUUCUCAGCCCGUUCAGACCCUCCGGAGGGGUAUGACGAUGACAAAAGGAGAAAUCUCCCAAACCAACAAGAAAAUAGUUGAAUACAUCAAGAAAAAGAUCAAGAAAAAGAAUGUAACUCCAGAGAGAAACAUCAACCUGUUCCAUUGCCUGAACGAGCUGAACGACCGUUCUCUUGUCAAUGAGAUUCAGUGGCAUCUGAAAUUUGGAAGUUUCUCCACGGAGAAGCUGUCUCCUGCCCACUGGGCAGCUCUGGUCUUCAUAUUACUGUCAUCGCAGAAAGAUCUGGAAACGUUUGACCUCAAGAAAUACUCAGCAUCAGAAGACGCUCUUUUCAGGCUGCUGCCAGUGGUCAAAGCCUCCAAGAAAGCUCUUCUGAAUGGAUGUAAUCUGUCUCAGAGAAGCUGUGAAGCUCUGUCCUCAGUCCUCAGCUCCACGUCCUGCAAUCUCAGAGAACUUGACAUGAGUAACAACGACCUCUAUGAUUCAGGCGUGAAGUUGUUCUCCACUGCACUCAAGAGUCCACACUGCCAACUGGAAACUCUCAGGCUCUCAGGUUGUCUUGUCACCGGAGAAGGCUGUGCUUCUCUGGUCUCAGCUCUGAGCUCCAACCCCUCCCAUCUGAGAGAGCUGGACCUGAGCUACAACCAUCCAGGAGACUCAGGGGUAAAGCUCCUGUCCGCUGGCCUGGAGAAUCCAGACUGGAAACUGGAAACCCUCUGCCUGGACCAUUGUGGAGCUCAGAGACUGAGACCUGGUCUGAAAAAGUAUGCUUGUGACCUCAGACUGGACCUAAACACCGCUCACAGGAAACUGAAACUGUCUGAUGAUGGUAGAACAGCGACCCGGGUCAUUGAGGAGCAGCCGUUUCCUGAGCAUCCAGACCGCUUCGAUGUCUACUGCCACCUGCUGUGUCAGGAUGGUCUGAGGGGCCGCUGCUACUGGGAGGUGGACUGGGAGGGACUGGUUCACAUCGCUGUGACGUACAGACGAAUCCCACGGAAAGGAGACAGCGUUAAAAGCAAGUUUGGGGGCAAAGAUCAGUCCUGGAGUCUGAGCUGCGCUGAUGAUCGCUGCUUUGUUUGUAGUGAUGGAAAAGAGACUUUCCUUUCCUCUUCUUCCUCUUCCCCCUUUUCCUCUCCUUCUUCUUCUCCCAUCUCCUCUCCAUCCUCCUCCUCCUCCCCCUCUUCCUUAGUCUCCCACAGAGUAGGGGUGUAUGUGGACUGUCCUGCUGGAGGUCUGUCCUUCUACAGCAUCUCCCCAGACAGAUCGGUGCACCUCCACACCAUCAACACCACUUUCUCUGAACCUGUGUACCCCGCCUUCGGCUUUCGGAAAGUUGACUCGCGGGUGUGUUUGUGUCCUCUGUAGGUGGAGAGUCUCCUUUUUUGUGUCCUCUGUAGGUGGAGAGUCUCCUUCACUGUGAAGUUCUUUCAAAUGAUCAAGAAAAGCUCUAGAAAUGCAAAUUUAGUUAUCCAUAAAGAACGUCUCAGGCAGUGCCGGUGUUCUGCCAAGCUCCUUUGCCAAAAAAUGCUCCCUAAUGGUAAUCUACCUUUGUAGAGCUACAGUUUUACUGUGUUUUACUCCCGGCCUAAACAACUUCCUUUUCCCCCAAGUGGUCCUUGUCUCUUGCCAGUCCGUCAUUGUAAAUACGAAUGUUCUUAAUGACCUGCCUGGUUAAAUAAAGGCGAAUGAAUGAAUGAAUAUCAAAUAAAGCGAUAGAAUUGGGUUUUUUUUCCCUCUUUAUCGUAUAAUGUUCACAAAGUGUAAUGCAAUUCAUGUCAUGGGUAGUGUAUUUUGAAGGAUCAAAUACUCAACAUCCCAUAUUAUCGAUUUAGCGUGGCAAUCAAACUUUGAAAAUCGACUCUCCGCAUGCGCAGAACCACAAAGUAGCAAUUUCUCGGCAGGGAGCAGAAAUUGGCAGAACACCGGCCCAAGGCAUAAGCGAACUAAGCAGCUGCUUAGGGCCCCGUGACCACUAGGGGGCCCCCAAGAGUUAAAAAAAUUAAAUAAGACAUAAAAAAAUUUUAUGUGUGAGGGAUGAUUCAUACAUUAUCAAAGGUAUGUUAUUGUACAAAAACACAAUAAUUAUAAUUUUUUUGGGCUCUAGUGGCCCUUUAUUCAAGCUGCAGAUAUGAAAGGGGUAGAGAGAGAGAUCGGGGAUGACAUGCAGCAAAGGUGCGCAGGCAGGGAUUCGAACCUGCGACCGCUGCAGGAGGACUGUAGCCUCAGUAUAUGAGUCGCUGCUUAACCAACUGCGCCACCGAGCGGCCCAAUAAUUAAUAUUAUUACAUAAACAAUAUUAUGUUAACAGACUAGAGUAGAUACUGCUGGCAUAUUGACUGCUGCCUCUCGGCUCCAGAGCUGCUGGUCAUGUGUUCAUUCAACCCUGCAUUUCUCACGGCACUUCACAUCUGAGGAGUAGGUUGAAAGUUAUUGGUGAUGAGGUACUGUUUAUCUAAGUUGAGUGAUUUUAAUUAUAGUUCUAGUUUUUGUACUUUGUUGUUGCACUUAAUUGUUGUUAUCCACUUCAAAUUGUUGUUGCACAUUGCUGUUGCAGUUUAUUUCAAACCAAAAAUAAAAUAGAUAACGUGUUUACAGUAAAUGGUUUAUAAAUUAUAAAUGAUUUACACUUUAAAUAUUAAGCGUAAAUCAACCCCAGCCGCUCUUGUAGCUGAAUUUGCUCCCUUUUCAGAUUAAAAACCAUAGAUGGGUAAAAACCUGCCAGGCUGACAGUAGGAUGAUGGAAACAACACUGCUGUAACUGUGCAGCUCUUUGACGGUUUAUCUGUUGCUUCUCUGUGUGGCCAGUAGGGGCAGUUGCUGACUUUGUAAAAUAUGAAUUGAAAGAUUUUUCUGCAAGUUUGUUAAUCUGUUGUAGCUUCCAUGGUCUUAAUCACUGUGGAUUACAAUCUAACUACGACAAAAAGUUCUUACAUCUAGUUUUACAAGUGUAUUUGUAAUGACAGGGAAGAACAUGAAAUAAGUUUAUAGUGGGUGUGUGAAUGAUCAAUAAUCAGUAUUAUUGGCAGUAAUAGAGGGCCCCAAAAUCACAUUUUGCUCAGGGCCCCAUGGAGGCUUGGGCCGGCCCUGGUCUCAGGCAAUAAGAACUUGUAAAGGAGGUCUGAGGAACCAGUAACCUAUCCAAGAUGGCUCACAUGAAAGGGACUGGCUCUGCCCCCUCACAUAACUAAACAGGAUGAAACCUGCUGACGUUUCUGUUUCUGCCUCCAGAGUUCCAUCCACUCCUAUUAGCUUUCCUUUCAUCUUUUAAUUUUAAUUUUAAAUCUUUUUAUGAGCUAUGUCAGUUCCUCAUCAUUUCAUUAACAUAAAUGCAAAACUGUUUUGAUUAAAACAAAGUUUUUCUACCUGCAACUCAGUUUGUCUUUUGUAAUUUAUUUUAUUGUACUUGCUCAUUUUCAGUUUACUAAUUCAUAUUACAUUUACAUUUAUUACACAAUAAAAAUUCCACAGCAGAUUGCAACCCUAUUUGUCAUAGAUCAGUCACUGAGGCAGCGCAGAGGAGGAAAAGAGAGAACAGAAGAACGGAGAAUGAAGAACAGAGAAAGGGGAGACACAGAUACAAUGGCUAACUGGUGCAGUACAGGGAUGACAAGGAUAUAUACAGUGCCUAUCAUAAGUAUUCACCCCCUUGGAUGUUUUACCCUUUUAGUGCUUUCAUAAAUCAAUCCUGGUCAAUAAAAUUUGGCUUUUUUAGCCCAAAA